AUGUCAAAAUUAAAAGAAAUAUCAAGACAAUCAACAACAUCAUGGAGUCCAAUUGCACAAUAUCCAGAUUAUAUGGCAGUUGGUACAGUAACAGGUACAAUUGGAGCAGAUUUUGAUACAUCAUCUAAAUUAGAAAUCUAUUCAUUAGAUAUUACCAAUGAAAGCAAGCAAAUGACAUUAAAAGGGUCAACAUCAUCAAGUACAAGAUUCAAUAAAGUAGUAUGGGGACAAGCAUCAAGUAAUUUUCAAAAUGGUAUUAUUGCUGGUGCAAUGGAUAAUGGUACAAUCAAUCUUUGGGAUCCAACAAAGAUUUUAGCAUCAGAUGCCACUGAUGGUGGUGGUAGUGAUGAUCAAUCAUCAUUGAUCGGUGUUGGUCAAAGACACUCUGGUCCAGUUCAAUCCAUCGAUUUUAACGUUCAAAAUCCAAAUCUUUUAGCAUCUGGUGGUUCAGAUUCUGAAGUUUUCAUUUGGGAUUUAUCCGAUCCAACUCAACCAUCUGCUCUUAAUCCAGGUAGUAAAUCGCAACAAUCUUCUGAUAUCACUUGUGUUGCAUGGAAUAAAAAAGUAGCACAUAUUUUGGGUUCAGCAUCAUAUAAUGGUUAUAUUGUAAUUUGGGAUUUAAAAUCAAAGAAAACAUUAAUGACAAUUAAUGAUCGUAAUAGAAAAUGUAAAUAUAGAUCAAUUGUUUGGCAUCCAUCAGAGGCAACACAAAUCGUUGCAGCAUCAGAGGAUGAUGAUCAUCCAGUGAUUCAAGCAUGGGAUUUACGUAAUACUACAUCACCAGUUAAAUCAAUGGAAGGUCAUAAAAAAGGUGUUUGGGGUUUAUCUUGGUGUCCAUCUGAUAAUGCUUUAUUAUUAUCAACUGGUAAAGAUAAUAAAACAUUUUGUUGGAAUUUUGAUCGUCAAGAAAUACUUUGUGAAAUUAAUGAUAAUAAUAGUAGAAAUAAUAUUAAUAACAAUAGCAAUAAUAGUAAUAGUGAUAAUAAUAAUGGUAAUACAGAUCCAAAUGCAUGGAAUUUCGAAGUUCAAUGGUCACCACGUGUACCAGCUUUAUUAUCAACAUCAUCAUAUGUUGGUAAAGUUAAUGUUUAUUCAUUACAAGAUGUAAAUGAGAAAUCAACUAGUGGUAGCAGUGCUGGUCAACUCAAUGCAUUGGGUAUUCAAGAACAAACUAGCCAAAUCACACCAACAAUUAAACAUACACCAAAUUGGUUAUUAAGACCAUGUGGUGCUGCUUUUGGUUUCGGUGGUAAGAUCGCAGUUUUUGGUAGAAAUAAAAAAGUUACUGCCGCUGCCAAUGGUGCAACUUCACCAUCAUCAUCUUCUUCACCAGCAUCAUCAGUUCAACAAUCACAAUUACAACAACAACAACGUGUAAUUCAUAUCUCACAUGUUACAACUGAAGUUGAUAUUGUUAAAUCAAGUGAACAACUUGAAAAUGUCAUUCACACUGGUCAAUAUGAACAAUAUUGUCAAGAGAAAAUCGAUCAAUCAACUUCCGAUGAAGAGAAAUCAAUUUGGGGUUUCCUUAAAGUUAAAUUCGCCAAAGAUGAUCGUUUAAAGAUUUUAGAUUAUCUCGGUUAUGAUAUUGAAACCAUUAAAAAAGAAUUAAAACAAUUCCUUGGAACUUUACCAGAAUUACCAAUUGAAAGUGGUUUCAAUGAAUUACCAAUUGAAAAUGUCGAUGAUCAAAGUAAACCAGAACCAACAACAACUACCACCAAUGAAACUGUCCAUCUUGAACCAGUUGUUGAUGAAAAUAAUAAUGUUGUAGAUGCUGAUAGUUUCUUUGAUACUGCCGCUUCUGAUGCAAAUAAAGAACAACAAGACGAUUCAUCAUCAUCACCAUCAACUAAAUCACCAACAACUACAACAACACCUAUUGAAUUCCCAGGUGAUGAAAAAGAACAAAUGAUUACAAAAGCAUUAUUAGUUGGUGAUCAUAAUAGUGCAGUUGAAUGUUGUCUUCGUUUAGGUAGAUAUUCAGAUGCAUUGAUUUUAGCACAUGCAGCAGGUCAAGAACUUUGGAAAAAGACUCAAGAGGCUUACUUUGAGAUUGUACGUAGUCCAUUUGGUAGAGUUGUAUCAUGUAUUGUUAAACGUGAUUUCCAACUUUUGGUAAAGAGUGCCGAUCUAAAGGAUUGGAAGGCUUCAUUGGCUAUCCUUUGUACUUAUGCCCCUCCAACCGAUUUCAAAAUUUUAUCAGGCAUUCUUGGUGAUCGUUUAGAUAAAGAAGCAAGUGAUUUGAAAUCCGCUAUCCUUUGUUACAUUUGCGCUGGUGAUAUCGAUAAAACCGUCGAUAUUUGGAGUCGUGUCUCUCAACAACAUCAACAACAACAACGUCAAUCUUUAACUUCAAGUGGUAAUAGUAUCACUGUUUUAGAACAAGAGUCAAAUAAAGAUCUUCAAAAUUUAAUUGAAAAAGUUUCAAUAUUUAGAAGUGCUUGUAAUGGUAAUAGCAAUAACAAUACAUUAAAUCAAGUUUUAUCAAUGAAAUAUGCUAAAUAUGCAGAGAUUUUAGCUUCACAAGGUAAUCUUUCAGCUUCAUUACGUUAUUUAGCACCAAUUACAAACUCACAAUGUAAACAAGAAUAUGGUGUACUCUUUGAUAGAGUUUAUCGUGCUACCUCUAAUCAUCAAGGUAUUCCACAACCACCAUUCCCAUUCCAAUUAGUUGAUGUUUAUUCUUCAAAUCAACCAAUUCAACAACAACAACAACAACAACAAAAUAAAGCUCAACAAGUUGGUCAUCAACAUCAACAUCAACACCAACAUCAAAACCAACAUCAACAUCAACAUCAACACCAACAUCAACAUCAACCACCACAACAACAACAACAACAACAACAACAACAACAAAUGGGUAGACAAAAUACAUUUAAUCAACCACCACAACCAAUGGGACAACACCAACACCAACAACAACAACAACAACAACAACCACCAAUUAUGAUGAAUCAAUCACCAAUGCAAAAUAAUAAUAAUAAUAGAAUACCAAUGAUGAAUCAACCACCAAUGAUGAAUCAACCACCAAUGAUGAAUCAACCACCAAUGAUGAAUCAACCACCACAAAUGAUGAAUCAACCACCACAAAUGAUGAAUCAACCACCACCACAAAUGAUGAAUCAACCACCACCACAAAUGAUGAAUAAUAAUCAACCACCAAUUAUGAUGAGACCUAUGCAACCAAGUGGUCCAUCACCAAUGAACCCACCACCAACAAUGAAUAACACUCAACCACCACCAAUGAUGAACACAAUGGGUGGUCCAUCAUCAGUCAAUAAUUCUCAACCUCCAAUUAUUCCAAUGAAUGGUAAUCCACUACCAAUGAAUCCAAUGAGUCCAAUGAUGUCUGAUAAAUCAAAUCAACCACCAAUGAAUCCAAUGAUGAAUCCAAUGAACCCAAUGAAUCCAAUGAUGAAUCCAAUUCAACCAACUGCUCCACCACCAAUGAAUCCAAUGAUUCCACAAGGUGGUAGUCCAAUGAUUAAUCAUCCACCACCACCAAUGAAUCCAAUGAUUAAUAAUGGUCCAGUUUCAACACCACCAAUGAAUCCAAUGAUGAAUCAAGUUGUACCACAAAAUAUUUCACCACCACAAAUGCCAACAAGAUCACCAGUUUUAGAGAAUAAAUCAUCAUCACCAUCAAGUGAAUCAUUUACAUCACCAGCACCAAAACCAAACGUUCACAAUAAAACACCAUCCAUUAUCACUGGUCAAUUGGGUGUAACUACACCAUCUGAAGGUCCAUCAAAUGAAGACACUGAAAGAUUCGUUGAGAAAUUACAAAGAUCCAUUCAAGAAUUAAAUGGUAGAACUGAUAGCAAGGUUUGGGAGGAUGCCAAUAAAAGAUGUCAAGGUCUCAUCAAUAAGGUUUCAAAGAAAGAUAUCUCUGCUGAAGCUUUCAAAGCUCUCGAUGCAAUUUUAGCUUCAAUCGUUGAAAAAGAUUUCAAAAAAGCUUCCGAUACUUAUAUUCAAAUCACUUCAACUCCACUUUGGGGUGAAGUUGGUUCACAAUCAAUGGUUGGCCUUAAACGUCUCAUUGAUCUUGGUUUAAAAUCUCAUUAA
Molecule: messenger RNA, 4068 nt
Organism: Dictyostelium discoideum AX4
Lineage: Eukaryota; Evosea; Eumycetozoa; Dictyosteliales; Dictyosteliaceae
Gene: sec31
Product: WD40 repeat-containing protein
Exons: 2
Coding region: 1-4068 (1355 amino acids)
Biological process (GO): endoplasmic reticulum to Golgi vesicle-mediated transport
Cellular component (GO): endoplasmic reticulum membrane; ER to Golgi transport vesicle membrane
Source: RefSeq, a predicted model, not a curated record